Molecule: messenger RNA, 1494 nt
Organism: Knipowitschia caucasica
Lineage: Eukaryota; Metazoa; Chordata; Actinopteri; Gobiiformes; Gobiidae
Source: the annotation of a GenBank genome assembly
AUGCCUGGAGUGGUCCAAACUUUACCUCCGAGUUACCUGACCCCCACCCACCACCCCCAAAGCCCUCCCCACCCCGACAUUCGCUCCACGUCCAAUUACCAGGAGGACUACAGCAGAACCGCAUACUUCACAGCUUUCAAGUCCUGGAGAGAAAUCCUCAUGGGAAUUAUCCACCAAGACAUGAAUCCCCAAAUGCCCCCCAAACCCAACCCCAUCCUGUCUCAGACCCACUGCCAAUGCAUUCAGUCUCCAGCUCCCUGUGUCCAGCCUCACAGCGCACACAUAUCCCACUUUACAUCAAGGAUACGCAAAUGUCUCGAAAACCGGAGCGAGCGCAGACUGGAGCCCAAAGUCAAGGUGCACAAGGACACGCCCUCUUCAGACGUCUCCCGGGACAACAGCAGAGGAGGGACCAAAGAGCUGGUGGUGCUGUGCACGGGAGGCUAUUUGAAAGUCCAUCUGUACCUGUGUGCAUGUGUUGUGGUGUGGAGGUACCAUCUGUACCUGUGUGCAUGUGUUGUGGUGUGGAGGUACCAUCUGUACCUGUGUGCAUGCAUUGUGGUGUGGAGGUACCAUCUGUACCUGUGUGCAUGCAUUGUGGUGUGGAGGUACCAUCUGUACCUGUGUGCAUGUGUUGUGGUGUGGAGGUACCAUCUGUACCUGUGUGCAUGCAUUGUGGUGUGGAGGUACCAUCUGUACCUGUGUGCAUGCAUUGUGGUGUGGAGGUACCAUCUGUACCUGUGUGCAUGUGUUGUGGUGUGGAGGUACCAUCUGUACCUGUGUGCAUGUGUUGUGGUGUGGAGGUACCAUCUGUACCUGUGUGCAUGUGUUGUGGUGUGGAGGUACCAUCUGUACCUGUGUGCAUGCAUUGUGGUGUGGAGGUACCAUCUGUACCUGUGUGCAUGCAUUGUGGUGUGGAGGUACCAUCUGUACCUGUGUGCAUGCAUUGUGAUGUGGAGGUACCAUCUGUACCUGUGUGCAUGCAUUGUGGUGUGGAGGUACCAUCUGUACCUGUGUGCAUGUGUUGUGGUGUGGAGCUGUCCAUUGUUUGCCUGGUGCUGUGUGGACCUGAUGAGUGAGUCAGUGGUCAGAGGGGUAAUGAUUGGCGCCAAGAAAGCUGCGGACGGCUCGGUAAUCGCUAACGGCUACUGCGACUUCUGCCUGGGAGGGUCGAAGAAGACCGGGUGUCCUGAAGACCUGAUCUCGUGUGCGGACUGCGGGCGCUCAGGCCACCCCUCGUGUCUGCAGUUCACCGUCAACAUGACGGCGGCCGUGAGGACCUAUCGCUGGCAGUGCAUCGAGUGCAAGUCCUGCAGCCUGUGUGGCACCUCCGAGAACGACGACCAGCUGCUGUUCUGUGAUGAUUGUGACAGAGGCUAUCACAUGUACUGCCUCAGCCCGCCCAUGUCCGAGCCUCCUGAGGGGAGCUGGAGCUGCCAUCUGUGUCUGAGACAGCUGAAGGAGAAAGCCUCAGCCUACAUCACUCUCACCUAA